Messenger RNA from Pyricularia pennisetigena, 1269 nucleotides. RefSeq lists its product as uncharacterized. The record is from RefSeq and is a predicted model, not a curated record. The transcript is spliced from 3 exons. The coding region runs from base 1 to 1269 and encodes 422 amino acids. Lineage: Eukaryota; Fungi; Ascomycota; Sordariomycetes; Magnaporthales; Pyriculariaceae.
AUGGCUCGUGUCACCAGAUACAACCCGAGAGCAGCGAUGCUUCUCCCCGAGGGUCUGCUGCCCUUGCUGGCACUCUUUCUGUCCACAAGCCCCAUCAUGGCGGCGGCCGCAACCAUUGUUACCGCUGGGCGCGCCCUCCCGGUUCCCGAGGGUCAGUACCCGCUCCACAUGACGAUCCCGGCAUCAGCAUGGCAGCCUACCGAGACGGCUGGCUGGACAGUGGAUGCUGCUGUCAACAAGGACGCCGAUGCUGCGAUGAGUGGCUUCUCCCCGCGGCCGACAGAUGGCCCUAGGUUCGGAAGCAUGGAUAUCUUCAGGCGGCAGGCCGCGACGCUGAAGCCCAACGAGUGCGGUUUCUUGCCCAAUGGAGUCGCAUUUGCAUGCCCGGGCGAUGGAGCAUCUUGCAAGCACGAUGGCACGCAUCUGGGAUGCUGUCAAAAGGACGGGUCAUGCAAGUUCCGCGCAAAGACGUGUAUAGAUUACAAAGCGUCGGUAGAAGGGGCCUGUAAAGCCGUUACUGACCCUGCGACGCGGUGCUGCUCCGAGUCCAGCAAUGCGUUCUGUUUCACACUCCAGUUCUCCACGAGCACGGAGCCAGGCAAGAUUAUAACCCUGCUCGACUGCCAGGCGAGCCCCGGCACGGGGAUCCUGUACAACAGCCCGCCGCCCAAAACGACGACGACCAGUCAGACGAGCAAGAAAACAGCGACGACGUCACCGACGAGCACGCAGCCCGCCACUACAACGUCGGGGUACGGGUCUGGCCCGACCAACACCGGCGACGGCGACCAACCGGGGAAUCCGGAGCAGCAGCAGCAGCCAGGGACGACUUCAUCUCCUAGUGCCAACAAGGGCGCAAUUGCCGGCGGCGUCGUGGGCGGCGUCGCGUUCCUCGGUCUUAUCGGAGCCGCUGUAUUAUUUCUACUCCGGCGCAAGAAGGCCGCCAAAGCGCCCUUGUCAAAAAAUGGCGGCGACGCGUCCACGCCCGGAGCCACGUAUCCGCCCACCAGCCCGUAUCAGACGCAUCUGUCAGCUUCGUACGGCAGCCCGGCGGAUACCAAUACGCCCUUUAGCAUGGAACAGCAACAGCAGCCGCAAAAACAGGGCUGGUAUCCUCACUCCACUCAUAAUAGCAUAAAUGGCACUGCGCAGUCGACAACGCCUAUGCAACAAGAAUACUCCCCAUACCGGCCACCUGCACCUCCGGCAGAGCUGGACCAUCCGCAUGUAAUCCACGAAUUGCCUGGCGACAUUCCGACGCCCCGGUAA